Molecule: messenger RNA, 921 nt
Organism: Fragaria vesca subsp. vesca
Lineage: Eukaryota; Viridiplantae; Streptophyta; Magnoliopsida; Rosales; Rosaceae
Product: 1-aminocyclopropane-1-carboxylate oxidase homolog 5-like
Exons: 3
Source: RefSeq, a predicted model, not a curated record
AUGGCAGCCGCUGUUGGUGCAACUUCUUCAACAUAUGACCGGAUGAAAGAAGUGAAAGAGUUCGACGAGUCAAAGAUGGGAGUUAAAGGCCUCUCCGAUUCUGGCAUCACUUCUAUCCCUCAAUUCUUUGUCCAUGAUCCCCAAACCCUCUCCGACCUCAAACCCUCGUCCAAACGCACCGUCCCCGCAACGCUCCCCACCAUCGACCUUACUCGCAUCAACUCGGCCAGUCUCCGCCCUGAAAUCGUUGACCAGAUCAAAGACGCCGCCAAGACAUAGGGCUUCUACGUGUAUAUGGCACCAGAGGAGUUGAAGGUGGAGGAGGACAUCCCAGAUAUAUGUCGUAAGGAGAUUAUUGCAUGGGAUUUUCAUGCAUCCAAAGUAGCCGAGGCGUUAUUUGAGCUGUUGGCCGAGGGGCUUGGUUUGGAAGCUGGGAAGUUCAAGGAGUUGGGUUUUAUGAAAGCUAGGUUAUUCUUGGGGCACUGCUAUCCCUACUGUCCGCAACCCGAUCUGACAGUGGGGAUCAAAUCUCAUAUUGAUGCAGGUUUGACGGUGUUGCUGCAGAACCAGGUCGGAGGGUUGCAAGUGAAGCAUGGGAGUGAGUGGGUGGAUGUCAAACCAUUGCCUGGGGCAUUGACUGUUAAUAUUGGCGACUUCAUACAGAUCAUAUCGAAUGGGGAGUAUCAAAGCGUAGAGCAUCGAGUAUUGGCAAACUCAUCAAAAGAACCAAGAAUCUCAGUCUUGAUUUUUAAUAACGUGGGGGGUUGGAAAGAGUCGGAUGAAUUUGGGCCAUUUCCAGAAUUACUAUCUGCAGAGAAAGCAGCCCUUUAUCGAGGAUUCACUGUGCCAGAGUUCCUUCAGAGCUUUUACAGUAAAGGGUUAGAUGGCAAAAACAUAGUAGAAAGAGUUACACUACACUAG